Paramisgurnus dabryanus is the source of this 4029-nucleotide messenger RNA. RefSeq names its product tubulin polyglutamylase complex subunit 1 (gene tpgs1). Gene Ontology annotation, biological process: protein polyglutamylation. NCBI's taxonomy places the organism in Eukaryota, Metazoa, Chordata, Actinopteri, Cypriniformes, Cobitidae. The record is from RefSeq and is a predicted model, not a curated record. Gene Ontology annotation, molecular function: microtubule binding.
AUCAUCCAACGGUUUGACGUCAUACGACGAUUGGUCUGCGCAACCGCGCCGUGUAACGUCGUCGACUUAUAUGAUCAGCUGAUCUGUGUCAUGUGUCCAUAGCAACCGUCUCUGUUUUUUGGGCAUUUGUGUAGAAAAUGUCGUGAUGUAAACUGAACCGGACUAUUUGUAAAGUACAUUUAUUUAUUUAUUUCGAAAAGGCGAUCAUCUACAGCUGCGACUAUUUGAAGGCGUAUCAACGAUUUAGACAGAACCGAUGGCAGAGAAGCGCCGGUCCGGUACCGUGAUGUCCGAGUCAAAGUCAGGCAAAUGUGAGACGGAUGAAGAGUUUCUGUCUCAAUCCGGAACGAGUGCGCUGCUCAGAGGAGCUCUCCUGAAGCUGCUCGAGUCCAGAUCCGAGGACCCCGUCGGGUUUCUGGCCGAACAUUUCGGUCAUUUGUCGUCUGAGGUGGAUGAUGGAGGUUCGGAGCAUCAGACUGUGAUCAGAUCGCUGUGGCACCUGAGCCUGGCCCAUCAUUCACAAAGAUCUGCGUUCAACAACAACGUUCGAGUGGCGUAUGAGCUGCUGACGCAGAGCGGCCCUCGUCAGCGCUGUAUCGGAGGGGUCCGUGGGGCCCUGUACACAGAGACGCUCCGGUGCCUGUGCAGCGAGGGAGGGCUCUCGGCCUCCACCGCCUCACCCCUGCUGUGGCGAAUCCGGUGCCACGAUUACGAGGCCGUGCCGUUCGAGCUUUUCCGGCAGGGCGUGCUCACCUGCUCUGUGUAUACGGACUACAUCCGCAAGUCCCGGCGCCUGUACGCGGCGGUGGCGAGCGCUCCGGACAGGCCCGCGGAGAGAGCGCUGUGCCAGGCCGUGCUCACCACCCUCCAGGAUGCGCUAGAGACGGCUGAUGGAGGGGACGUCGGACGUUACCUAGAGGCCAGCGCCAAGAUCUCCCCUGCCAAACUGGCGCAGGCCAUGGCGGAGGCGCGACCACCUACGCAACAACAGGAGGGUCCGACUAUGGACGCGCAGGAGUUUGAAGACGCCGCCGCUACGCUUUUCAUAGCUCGGGUGCGAAUGGUCACCUGAGGGGGGGGCAGCAAACUGACCAUAGUAGGUGUGUUGGACUUCAUGCAGCACUGCGCAGAUCGAUUGGCACGUGACAUCAAAGUAUUCAACAGCUGUACUCUUGUGAUAGUUUGAUGUCAUGAGCCGAUCAAUCUGAGCGGUGCUGCAUGUGGAAUUAUAAUGUAACGGUUAUAAAACUUUAUUUCAUUAAAUCAACAUGAUUUGUGCGUCCUGUCAGAUCGACUGUGAAGGUGAAAUCCCAACAUUCUAUGCUCUUUAGCAGCGUCAUCAAGCUGCAGACAUUGUGGUUUUUUUAGCGACCUCUUGUGGUGAAAAUGACAUUAAAGCGUAACUAAACCCCUGGUCAGAGCUUGACUCCACCCACUGGCAAUAUUUGAAAAAUGCUAGAAAAGUGGGCAUAUCCCAAUGGAGAUAGAGGGGACGAACUAAAGGGCUCCUUAUAGUUGUGCGUAGGCCCUAUGGCGUAGCCACGACGGCGUAGGCUCUGCGUCGGUUUUCAUUUAUACUUUUGCGUAGUCGUCCACGUCGAUGUGCAAACACACGCGCAGGGGUUCUGGUGGACCAAUCACAGCGCUUGCGGUCCGCGUAGAUCUGACACGCUGUUAAAAAUUUUGCGAGGUGCAUGUCAGGCUACACAGAGCUACGCACAGCCUAUGGAUAACCUACGGCAUAGAGCUUACGCACGACUAUAAAUCGGGCUUAAGCUCGUACCAAGUGUGUGGUGAGAUCGUAACAAGGGCAUGGUGAGCUUGAACCUGCUUACGUCACGAGGUAUUUUUUGGACCAAACAUCCAAUAGGAAAAUUCAACUUUAGUAGCCACCGUUCAACCUGAAGAGGGCAGCACCAUAUAUUGUGGUAUAGAUGGAAAUCAGUCAUGUGACCUUUUACGUCAUGCCGCCAUCUUGAGGACCUACUGAGUACCACCAAACCACUGACAAGCAUUGGCUAGCUUGCUACGAUUUACGGAUUUAUUAUCUUUUACUGUCUAUGAUUCUUACGGAUACAGUAAAGGGCUACGAAAGACAACAUGUUGCAUCUCGACUGUCAUGAAAAGAAACGCUACUUUAAAAAAUAUAUCUUGGUUAGGGUGUGAUGCCUACUCGAUCCCUGAUGCGUUCUUCCAGCCGCUGUCCGCUGCAACCGAAUUACCACUAUUUUACAACAUAAAAGCGCGACACAACAUGAAACUUUGCUCAAAGUAUCACCUGGAUCUCUACAAAUGAACGCGAGCAUUGAGAACAUUGUUUGUGUACACGGAGUUUACUAAAAAUAAAGGUUUUGUACAACUGACUUUGGCUGUUAUGUUGUCCGCUCGUCAUCUCUGCCAGACGUAAAUAAUCGAUUUCCGAAUGUGAAUGAAUGAAUCUCAUAUGAGGCUCCUUUUUCAACUAGAAGGUCAAUAUUGUUUUUCACUUGCGACAAAACAACGAAUUAUCCGUGCAUUUUUAUGGAAAUAUGCUAUAGGAGCUAACAAUCUUUACUCUCCUCCCUCCUUACGUCGCAAUUGGAGAUCGAUACAUCUUGACUGGGAAGAAGGCGGUGAGCGGACGCCAAAUCAUCCAAAGUCAGUUGUUCAAAACCUUCUUUUUAGUUAACUCUGUGUUCACAAACAAUGUUCUCAAUGCUCGAGUUCACGUGUAGAGACACAGGCGAUACUUCGAGCAAAAUAUCAUGUUGUGUUGAGCCCUCUUAGUGUUGUUAAAAUAGCGAUUUUGAUGCUCACAGCAUAUUGAAGGCAUAGCUUCUAGUUCUUUUGCGACCACUUCAAGUCCUUAAAAUAGCGGAAGACAAGUGAGUGACGUCAGCUGAUAUCCAUGUAUUGAAACACUUUAUAUCCAAAUUUUAAAAAAGUUACUAAAAUCAAUGAACAGCACUAAUAAAGCCCCAUUCUUACAGAUCAUGAACUAAAAAAAGUUGGUUUAGGGUUUAGUUACGCUUUAAUUAUGGCAUCACAAAAAUGUUAUACUAUAGUUUCCCAACCCUGUUCCUGGAUUAUUUAACCUUUGUUUAUUUAACCUUUAUGUACAACAUCUGUGAGAUGCUGUUGAUAACUGCAGAAAAUGAUUUAGCAUUUAUAGUAAAGUACAAUGGAAGUGUAUAAGGCAUGACAUUGCACUGGUGAUAUAUAUUAUUCAUAAGACUCCACCAUUAACAUGAUUUACAAAGAUUGCUAACUAACCUGUGUGUACUGUUAUAUUUCACAUUUUUCUGUCAUGACCAAACUGGUAAACAUGAUAACUUUCCUGUGGUAAAUGCAAAGACCGUCUAUCUAUCAGACUGAGAUGUUUUCACUCCACUGACAAGACUACUAGAAAAUAAUCCAGCUAGAGUAAACCACUAUAAACUAUUAAACAAAACCAAAAGCUUGAAACAUUUGCUUUUAAACCCUGCACCUGUCUUAUAGAUGUCAGCAGUUUUCACUCAUUUUACUGUAAAUGUUGCAUUUAACAAGCAUUUGAUUUGCUUAAGGUUUUAUUUAAACAACCCAGAUAUGAUUAAUGAAUUAUUUCUUACUGGUGUCCUAACUAACCAAGUGUAGUAGGCUAUAUCUGUGUGAAUUGCAUUACACGAUCCACUGAGUCACCGGUGUGUUUAGUCUCUCACAGGUUUGACUUGGUUAUAUUGUACUGUAUCUGUGUUUUGUUGAGGAGAUCUUUAGAAGCAGAACAGAGAGAAAUGAGAGCAGGUUUAGGCACUAAAAGUCAUCUGUAGUCUCUGUGUUAUUAAAGGUAAUGAGAGUCCAUGUGUAAAUAAUUCAACAGGCUGUGAGUUACAGUCAUUGGCAGACAUGAUGAUACAAAUGUGUCUGAUGAUGUUUCUGUGCUCUGCUUCAUUCAUACAUCAGCAAUUUCUGGAGCUUUUGGGCUGAAAGCAACCAUACAUUUUGAACUGAACACAUUCACAAACAAGGGUGCACAAUAGUGCUUGACAUUCAGAUCGCUUUAAUGCUAUUCAU